CGGAUAAAAUACUCGAGUCGCUAUCUCCAAAGGCGCAGCGGACUCUUUUUUCCAUAGACGCAAACGUCGGCCUCCGCGGACCACACCCUGCGCUAAUCCAAACCUCCCCCGUGCCAAUCCCGCCUCCUUUUCUCCUCCGUCGAUGGUGGCGCUCAAUCUCGCUGCGAAUCCCACAGGGCCUUCUAAUUGAGCUGAUCGGAAGGGGUUUUUUCCAUUUGACUGGAUGCUGGCGAUCUGCUCGGCCGGAGCGCCCGUCAACCUCUGCCUUCUUCAGGGCGAGAGGGGCACCGGCCGUGGAGGUUGCAUCGGGGGCCUAUCGGCGAAGGUCGGACGGUGGCGAUGCACUGGCCGCGGUCGCUUGCCGGUCUCUGCUCGAGCUCGGCUUUCUAAGUUCUUCUCUUCCCCGAUCGGUUUGGAUUCUCAGACCUUUCAAACUCAAGAUGUAUCUCAAAUGCUGUGGAUUGGUCCUGUACCCGGUGACAUUGCUGAAGUGGAGGCAUAUUGUAGGAUCUUCCGAGCUGCUGAACAAUUGCAUUCUGCUAUAAUGGGCACUUUGUGCAAUGCAGAAACUGGAGUAUGUGCUGUUCCUUAUGAUAUCCCUUCUGAGGAAAUGCCCAUGCUUGAAGACAAGAUAGUCGCAAUACUUGGCUGCAUGUUAGCAUUACUAAAUAGAGCUAGAGCAGAUGUCUUGUCAGGGAGGUCAUCUAUCAUGAGUUCAUUCAAGGUCUCAGAUAUUACUACUUUGGAUGGUAAGGUUCCGCCACUUGCUGCUUUCAGGAGUGAAAUGAAAAAGUGCUGUGAGAGUUUGCAAGUUGCUCUUGCAAGUGUUUUUACACCCAUUGAUGAUCGCAGCAUUGAUAUCUUGAGGAGACUGCAAAGGUUGAAGAACGUAUGUUAUGAUGCUGGAUUUGCACGCCCUGAUGGCUAUCCUUGUCCAACAAUUUUUGCCAACUGGGGUCCUGUAUACUUCUCCACUAGGAAAGAGGACAGCGUGUUGGAAGAUUCUGAGAUAGCAUUUUGGCGGGGUGGUCAACUAACAGUCGAGGGUUUGACAUGGUUGUUGGAGAAAGGAUUUAAAACAAUUGUAAAUUUGAGGGAAGAGGCAUCCAAUGAUGAAUACUACCUAGAUACUGUUCAAAAAGCCAUUUCACAUGGAAAGAUAGAGUUGAUAAAUUUACCUGUUGAAGUUGGGACUGCUCCUUCGGUAGAACAGGUUGAACAGUUUGCUACGUUAGUUGAAGAUCCAAAUCAAAGGCCUAUCUAUCUGCAUAGCAGGGAAGGUGUCGGUAGAACUUCUGCCAUGAUUUCAAGGUGGAGGCAGUAUAUAACACGGUCUUCUUCAGUUUCAACCCUCCACUCUAACAUGAAUGGAAAAGCAUGGAAAAACACAACAGAAGAGGAAAGCCUAAACCCACAUAAUCCUAUGUUACCAUUGUCUAAGGAAAACACAUCUUUAAGAGAUGACCUCAUUCUGCAUUCUUCAUCAGAUGUGUUUAUUGGUAACAAAAAUCAAGGUUUUCCAGCUCCAGCAGUUGAAAACCAGCAUGAAAAGAUGAACCGCGAGGUUGUUUUAAUAGAUAACUCACAAUCAGAACAACGAAAUUAUGAUGCUAAUGCAAACAUAAGCUCCAACUUCUCUAUAUGCAGCGAUCCUCUUAGGUCACAGUUUCCUACAUGCAACAUUUUAUCAAGGAAAGAAAUGAUCACAUUUUUCAGAAGUAGUGAGUUUGCUCCAAAAACCUAUAUGAAUAAUCUAAAGAAGAAGUCUACAAUGUUAUCAGUUACAAGUGUGCCAUCUCAACUAAGGGAUCAAGCUAAUGGAGCUUCAGAGGGUCUCAAGUUACCAGUUCAAAUUCAGUCUCAAAUUCCAAAGGCAGAACCUACUGAUGGUAACCUCCAUUUUAACAUUAGUACCACCACUGGCCUAAAUGGAAAACCUAUCAGUACUGCAGCUGAUGUGGAUGGCUAUCCUAAAUGGGUAGGCACUGCAACUACUGAACCUAAUGCUAUAAGAAAUGCGAACAAUAGUAAUGGUGAGCAAGUUUUAAGUAUCACUGGGGGAAAAGAAAAAAGGAAAGAUGCUAAAAAUUCCUCGGAGAUGGACGACAAUGCUUUGGCUCUUGGUGGAGAUAUGUGUGCUUCAGCUACUGGUGUAGUUCGGCUUCAAUCAAGAAGAAAAGCAGAGAUGUAUCUGGUACGUACCGAUGGGUUUUCUUGCACCAGGGAAAAGGUAACAGAAUCAUCUUUGGCUUUCACACAUCCAAGCACCCAACAACAAAUGCUCAUGUGGAAGUCUCCUCCAAAGACUGUGCUACUGUUAAAGAAGUUAGGGAAGGCACUUAUGGAAGAAGCCAAAGAGGUUGCUUUGUUUCUUUACCAUCAAGAGAAAAUGAAUGUUCUUGUAGAGCCUGAUGUGCACGAUGUAUUUGCUAGGAUCCCUGGUUUUGGUUUUGUGCAGACCUUCUAUAAUCAAAAUACCAGUGACCUUCAUGAGAGAGUUGAUUUUGUGGUUUGUUUGGGAGGUGAUGGUGUCAUUUUACAUGCUUCAAACUUAUUUAGAGGUGCAGUUCCUCCUGUUGUCUCAUUUAAUUUGGGGUCUCUUGGAUUCCUCACAUCCCAUCCUUUUGAAGAGCACAAACAAGACUUAAGAGCGAUUAUCUAUGGGAACAACACAGUAGGAGUCUAUAUUACUCUUCGAAUGCGUUUGCGAUGUGAAAUAUUUCGCAGUGGAAAGGCGGUUCCUGGGAAAGUGUUCGAUGUUCUAAAUGAAGUAGUAGUCGACCGUGGUUCUAACCCAUACCUUUGCAAAGUCGAGUGUUAUGAGCAUAAUCAUCUUAUAACCAAAGUACAAGGUGAUGGGGUUAUAGUAGCCACACCAACUGGAAGCACAGCCUACUCAACAGCUGCUGGGGGGUCCAUGGUCCACCCAAAUGUUCCGUGCAUGCUAUUUACUCCGAUUUGUCCGCAUUCUCUUUCAUUUAGGCCCGUCAUACUUCCUGAUUCUGCACAGCUAGAGAUGAAGAUUCCUGAAGACGCGAGAAACAACGCAUGGGUUUCGUUUGACGGCAAAAGACGACAGCAACUCUCUAGAGGAGAUUCCGUUCGUAUAGCAAUGAGCCAACACCCACUCCCAACUGUAAAUAAAUCUGAUCAGACAGGAGAUUGGUUCCAUAGCUUGAUUCGAUGCUUGAACUGGAACGAACGGAAGGUUCAGAAGGCACUAUGACUUCGAGAGCUUAACCCCCACCUGACCCCAAAUAGCUUACACAUCGGUACAUACUAUACCUCCCUUCCAAACUCGAGCAACGACCUUCAAAGACCUCUGCUACGUCUGUACAUAGUACAAACCAUCAUGAUGCCUAAUGCUCAAAGUCGUGAACAUCAUGAAGAUUUUGUUGGGCUUCUACACUGAUUACUCCUUCGAGAAGGCAUCGUUCCUGAAACUUUUUUUUCGUUAAUACACCGAGAAUUCUGUUAGUUGUAUACUUCCAUGUAAGAUAACAAAGAGAUCAUGUUUUCUCUUCAGCCUUGUUCAAACUUCUGUUGGAAGUUUGAAUUAUCUAUAGUUCAUAAUCUUCAUCACAGCAGAAUCAUGUUGAUCAACAAUUAAUGGAGUUCAAGAAAACCCGAUUUGGAACUACUA
Zingiber officinale is the source of this 3643-nucleotide messenger RNA. Its product is annotated as probable NAD kinase 2, chloroplastic. The record is from RefSeq and is a predicted model, not a curated record. Gene Ontology annotation, molecular function: NAD+ kinase activity. Gene Ontology annotation, biological process: NADP+ biosynthetic process; NAD+ metabolic process. The transcript is spliced from 8 exons. Bases 224 to 3226 code for a protein of 1000 amino acids. Lineage: Eukaryota; Viridiplantae; Streptophyta; Magnoliopsida; Zingiberales; Zingiberaceae.